GCGGCUUAUCUAGACUGCAGAAUUAUCUGAUGUGAGUGGCAAAUAGAGUACCCAAUACCUGCGGGUGCCAUCCCUUCUUCUCGACGAAAGGGGCCUUCAGCUACUGUUCUCUCGGCCUUCAACAAAGGUGCCAACACCCCUACAUUGGAUGGCAAUGAUCGAACCCCUCUCCAUAGCGCCGUUCGAAAUGGACAAAUAAGUGAUAUUCGUCGGUUACUUGGCCAGGAAGCAGACGUCAACGCAGUUGAUAAAGAUGGCCGAACCCCUUUCCAUGAGGCCGCUCGAUUCCUAUCAACAGAAAAUUUUUCUCUGCUGCUUAGUAUGGGAGCAGAUAUCAACGCAGUCGAUAAAGAGGGCCGAACCCCGCUCCACGAUGCUGCACGAGCUGGAUCUGCAAGUGUUGUUGAUUUACUCCUCGAUCGCGGAGCGAUUGUUGCUGUGGUCGAUAAAAAUGGUCGGACACCUCUACAUGACGCCAUCAGGACAAGAGUAUCCGACAUUGUCUGUGUGAUUGUUUCUCACAUCGCAGGCACCCAAUACGCGAAUCAGCUACAGCUUCGUUCCCAACGAUUUAUUAGCGACUAUCCCCUAUUCGGCUCCGCUUAUGAAGGAUGUGUGAGUGUUGUUUCUAUCUGGGUCCUACCUUGGAAUGGGGAGGAAAUUUACAGAAGUUGUGAUAGUGAUAUCGGCAACAUUCUGACUAUUUCGAGAAUAGAACCACGGAGCGACAGGUUCAUUGCCAGGACGGUAUCCGAGUACCUUGUUGAAGUAUAUCCUACUUUUGGGCCGGGGCUUUUACAAUGGAUCACCCAGAUAUGUUCAAGCUCUGCGCGGCGUGCAUCGCCACAAUCCAUUGAAACUAAUGAGGCACGAAGUUGCUCUCUGCAGCAAGCUCCAAGCGGUGCGAUACUAGACCCAUUCAAUGACGCUAAGCAUACUGUAUUAGUGAAAGGCCUCCUAGAUGCUCAAAACCUAGUAGUUACAGUAUCGACCUUUCCCGAAACGCCUAUACAGAACGUUAAAGCUGCUUUAGUGUGGAUUCUUGCAGUUCUUCAAAACCCAAAGCGGAAGAAUGGCAUUUCUCAUCUGCUGUUGGAUCAGAACUCUCUUGAUGAAGGAAUACCCUCACCUGUAGCAUUUGAGCACCAAGAUUCUCAAAACUACUGUUGGUUAGAGCUGUUCGAUAGUGUUACUAUAAUGGACAUCACACUUCCAACUGUGCCUCCGAUCGAUUCGAUAUCCGAAGGCUUAGAGAUCAGGCCAGAUAUUCUCAUCGAACUUGCCAAAGUUGAUAGAGAGGAUAGGAUAUUUGGAGAAGUCCCAAUACUGUACGGCUUCGACACAGCUCUUGUUCCACUCGAACCUGGCGAAGGUCGACGGUGGCACUUGCUAGUAACUGAGGGGAGACAAAUAACUCCUCAACGUGCGGAGAAAGAGUUGAUAAAGCUCGGUCUCGAUGGUAAGUUGCUGAAAGGAACCAUCGGUGAUGGUAACGUCUACGUUGGUUGGUGUCCGAACUUUCUCGUCAGUAUAUACUCGGACUCGAUGAAAGUAUACAAGGACUGCAUCGCCAAGUCUUCUGGUGUUUUGCCAUCUGGAAGAGUGGAAGAACAAUCAGAGCGGAGUCGGGGUAGGGAUAUCUCGUUCCCACUUCGAAUCGGUUGGCCGGGAUCUUCUUUUGGCAUUUCCCCCGGCGCAAAGUGGGAGAAAAAGUACAAGACUACUAUCGUUAUUGCUCCACGAAAGAGAGAGUCCAAUUUUGAUAGAGUGCUUUCAGAAGCGUCGAACAUACCCUCUAUCUUGUGGGACAAUGACGAGAAGAUAGCAUGGCUGUUCCCAGUGGUCUCGGUCUUGGCUUUUGCUUCGCUCCGCUACAUCGAGUCCAUGCGAUAUGGGUUCAAGACGCAGGACGGCAGAGGGGCUGGAGUUUACUAUCUCAAUUACGGAUCCAUGGAUGAGAGGAACACUGCCGAAGAGGCCGAAAACAUCCUCAGACAGAAUGGACCCCUGAUCGCUGAUACAGUCAAAGGGUUCAAGGUAAAUGAACCAAUGACAUUUGAGGCUCUCGUGAGAGAUAUAUGGGAGAAGAUGUGCGAUGGGGAGGAUCUGUGUAUUGACGAAAUGACCGGCCUCAACCGUCACGACGACCGAGGCAUCUUCGGAUACGAUCUCAGCGAAGCGACUUCUGGGACACGUCCUCAGCUUAGAAAGCUGCAUUAUCUUCCAAGCAUGAAAAAGUGGAGUCCUCUUCUCCAAGUCCGCCGCGUACAGGUGAUCUUCUCACAUCAUGUUGGGACUUCACUAAGUUGUAGUUGCAGCCCCUCGCAUCUACAGCCUACAACACAGGGGGCCUUGACCUGCGUUCUUGCAGAUUUACGAAGGUUUUAUGGAGAGGGCUGGAAGACUGUAGCCACAAACUUGGACUUAACGGGGCUACCGAUUGGGGAAGAUUUUGAGUGGAUACCGGUAAGACGGAAUGGUGUCGACAGCCAUCAAGAAAUGCAGGCAAUCACGGAAAAAAUGCACAAAAGGCUGAAGAAAAGGUCUGUCAACGGCCCUAUGACGAAUUCACAAAGAAUACAGUGGGAAAGGUACCAGCUCCAUCGGCAGUAUCUGGUUUCCUUUGGUUAGAGACCGCGAAUGAAAAUAAUGGCUGUGCAGAAGUAGAGGGUGGGCAGCUAGAAUUUGAUGUUCACAAAUGUACCUAGGUAGAUUGUUCCA
Messenger RNA from Aaosphaeria arxii CBS 175.79, 2721 nucleotides. RefSeq lists its product as uncharacterized. Bases 322 to 2631 code for a protein of 769 amino acids. Gene Ontology annotation, cellular component: nucleus; cytoplasm. Gene Ontology annotation, molecular function: protein binding. The record is from RefSeq and is a predicted model, not a curated record. The transcript has a single exon. Lineage: Eukaryota; Fungi; Ascomycota; Dothideomycetes; Pleosporales.